Messenger RNA from Closterium sp. Yama58-4, 969 nucleotides. The record is from the annotation of a GenBank genome assembly. NCBI's taxonomy places the organism in Eukaryota, Viridiplantae, Streptophyta, Zygnematophyceae, Desmidiales, Closteriaceae.
AUGAGAGACGGGCUGUCUAGACGUUCCCCUGAGAUUUCCAAGGAACGGACCGUUCAAACUGUCGGCAUGGCGUCAGAUUCCUCCCGGCCAUUCCACCGCGCGUUGGACCUCCUAGCGUCCGACACCCCCGAGAGUGACGGCGAUCUUCUCGAGAUGAUCCGCCGCGCGCGCCGCGACAUGACGCGCCUCUCCGCCGCCGACUCGCGCCCCGCCGUCGCUGGCGGAAAGCACUUCCGCAGUGGCGCGUCCAAGUCCGACAAGGCUUGCCUCUCCGCCGUUGAUUCCCGCCCCGCCGUGGCUGGCGGAAAUCGGAACUUCCGCAGCGGGGCUUCCAAGAGGAGGGCACCAGCAUUCAGCAAACCAGCAGGGGUUGCAGCAGCACGUGCCAGGUCAGCAACACAUGCAACAGGCUCCGCUACAGCCACAGCAGCAGCAGCAGCAGCAGCAGCAACUGCAGCAGCAGCAGCCGCAGCAGCAGCCGCAGCAGCGUCAAGUUGUGACUCUAAAGGGGCCAGUGCCGCGGCCAAGGGAAAGAUCAAAGCGGGUGAGAUAAUGGGGAAUUCUGUGGAUGGUGCAGCAGUGAAGAUCAUGCAGGAAGACACAGCAGCAGCAGCAGCAGCAGCAGCAGCAGCAGCGCCAGGUUGUGACUCUGAAGGGGCCAGUGCUUUGGCCGAGAGAAAGAUCGAAGCAGGCACGAUAGUGGGGAAUGCAGUGGACGGUGAAACAGUGAGAAACGAGGCCAGUACCAUGGCGAGGAGCAAUUUGGAGUCGACUAAACAAUUAGCGUGCUGCAUGUUCGGCACACAGGUGGAGCCUGGAGCAGACAAGGGAGAGGCCAAGGGAGAGCUCGGAGGACACGAUAGUGGGGAAUGCAGCAGAUGGUGCAGCGAGAAAGCGUGCUGCAUGUUCGGCACACUUGUGGAGCUUGGAGCAGUGGUGGAGAUAAGGAUAUGGUGCAUCAAGCUGUGA